Molecule: messenger RNA, 582 nt
Organism: Dichotomopilus funicola
Lineage: Eukaryota; Fungi; Ascomycota; Sordariomycetes; Sordariales; Chaetomiaceae
Exons: 1
Coding region: 1-582 (193 amino acids)
Source: RefSeq, a predicted model, not a curated record
AUGUUCACCAAUUGGGCUGCUGCUCUCAAAAAGCGAGACUGGUAUAUUGGGGAGCACGUCAAUAAUGUUGUCAUUGUCGCCGUUUGGUUGAAGGGGUUCCCUGGGGUCUACGACGCUUACAACAUCACUGGCGCUCUCGACAUUGACGAGCGCGACGUGUUCUUACAUGAAGUCUUGGUCCGGGGUCCUAUUUGGGCCAACGACUACCGUAUCCUAGCGAUACUUCCUGACAGCGGAAAACCCAAACCUGCGGUACUCUCCCUCGUCAGCUUCAACUUGGAGGCUCGAAUCCCUCCAGAUUUCAUCUCUGGGGUGCGAGAGAAAACAGAGAUUAUGAUGAAUCUUCGCCCAAACGCGACAAAGAGGCUUCAAAAUGAGGUUUUCUCGCUCACCGGGACCAGAGACGAUGAUAAGUUCUAUCGCUUAGUCCUCUCCAUUGUUGGCCUUGGGUAUACCUCUGAGGGCAGCAACAAAGGCACCACCCCGACGAUCAUUUCAUUGGUUUCUGGGCCUCUCCGGUGGUGCAUUCUAUCCACAGAUACCCCGUCGCAGCUUGAAGGGAUGCCGUCUUGGACGGAAUGA